Messenger RNA from Vollenhovia emeryi, 641 nucleotides. Its product is annotated as polyadenylate-binding protein 1-B-like. NCBI's taxonomy places the organism in Eukaryota, Metazoa, Arthropoda, Insecta, Hymenoptera, Formicidae. The record is from RefSeq and is a predicted model, not a curated record. The annotation marks the transcript as partial. Gene Ontology annotation, biological process: regulation of double-strand break repair; DNA damage response; protein polyubiquitination. Gene Ontology annotation, cellular component: nucleus. The transcript has a single exon. Gene Ontology annotation, molecular function: RNA binding.
CUCAUUUAUCGAAUAUAUUUAUCAUCAUGCAGAAUCCGCAACACAUUAAAAAAUUGUUUAAAAAAAAAACAGCAGGCGGUUCACAUCCAGGGUCAGGAGCCGCUCACCGCGUCGAUGCUAGCCGCGGCACCGCCUCAGGAGCAAAAGCAAAUGCUAGGGGAGCGAUUAUUCCCUCUGAUUCAAUGCAUGUAUCCACAACUGACCGGUAAGAUCACCGGUAUGUUGCUGGAGAUUGACAAUAGCGAGCUGCUUCACAUGCUGGAGCACAGCGAGUCCCUGAAGGCCAAGGUCGAGGAAGCUGUGGCUGUGUUACAGGCCCAUCAGGCCAAGCAAGCGGUCGCGCCGAAAAAGGAAUAAGCGUUAUUUCGUUAAUCCUUCAUUUUUAAUUUGUGAGAAUAAAUCCCGAUUGUUUUUGAGUUUGAUUCGGUGUACACGCGGUGUUGUGUCUUCAUUUAUUUUUUAUUUUUCUGAAUUUAUCCAAUUUAAUCAUUUAAGUAUGUUCAUGUAACGAAUUUACUUUCAAAGACGUAACCGGCAACUUCAGAGUGACAGUUGCUUGGGAAAUUUAUGGAGUGUAUACUCUUUUCACGAUGUAAAAUUUUAGGAAAGGGGACUUGCAACACACACUGGGAAAGAUAGGU